AGCCCCUCCCCAUGGACAGCAGCGCCUUCGCCUUCACCUCCUUUGGCGGCGUCCCGGCGGUGGAGUUCUCUUUCGUAGAGGACUCGCGCCCGUACCCCUUCCUCAACACCAUGCUGGACACCUACGACCACCUGAACCGGGCGCUGCAGGGCCGCCUGCCGGCCGUGGCCAAGACGGUGGCCGAAGUGGUCGGCCACCUCCUCCUCAAGCUGACCCACGACCACCUCCUGCCCCUGGACUACUGGUGCUACGGCGACGUCCUCCUGGCGCAGAUUGCCCGCUUCAACCACUUCAACGCCCAGCUGAAGGUGGGAGCCCCUCCCCGCCUUCCCCGCCCCCCCCUCCCGCCGUCCUGGGACUUUAGCCCGUUUGCACCGGUUCAGGCCAACCG
Molecule: messenger RNA, 391 nt
Organism: Pseudonaja textilis
Lineage: Eukaryota; Metazoa; Chordata; Lepidosauria; Squamata; Elapidae
Source: RefSeq, a predicted model, not a curated record